GCGCAUUCAAUUCAAUCCGUGCGCAAAUCACAUUCUACCAUUCCAUUAUCCCAUUCCGCCUCUUCGACACCGGGUUUAACGGCUUUGAAACUUUGAGGCUUCGCGAUCGCUGGACCUGUGUCACCUCGCUCGGUUGGAUUUGCUCGAUAUAUACGCGCUAUCAAUUGCAAAGUCGUGUCGAAGAGGUCAAUCGAUGCUCUAAUUGUUGAUUUGGAUAUCGUGUUUCUUGUCAACGCAACCACCAUUCGCAAACCAUUGCAUACCGACGGCAAUUCGCACAGCUGACGCUCUCCCUCAGCCGAGUCUAUUUCGAAGCGCCACCAUUAUCACAAUCAUAAUCAUCAAUCCAACAACAAGACCGACCUCUUCAGCACGCUUCUGAGCUCCAGCGCGUAAAACAGAACACAAGCUCCCAGGGCUGCGCGCUCAGAGCAUCACAUACAAAAGAGCAUGAACAACUACGCAAGCAGCACCAUGAACGACUACAACGCGUCAGCGCGUCCGGGGUCAACGCGGCCAGGAUCGCGAUGGGCGCCUCCGGUACGAAAUCCCGAGCUGACGGAUCCGUGGGAACAAAUAAGCGACGAGCACCGGAACGAAAUUAAUGAUUGCUUCCACCUCUUCGACAUGAACAAAGACGAACAGCUCGACUUCUCCGAAUUCCGGUACGCCCUGCAAGCCCUCGGCUUCUCGAACCUCUCGCGACCAGACCUAAUCAACGCCUUCAAAUCCGCCGCCCGGCCGCGCGCGGGAUGGACACCACUCCCCACGCUCCCCAACCAACCGCCGCCAAACACGGCCCCGGGCGUCGUCGACCUGCGUCUCUCACGUGAAGGCUUCCAAGCCAUAGCCGCGCGGUACGUAGCAGCGCGGGACCCGCGCGAGGAGCUGUUAAAGACAUUCGCGCUGUUCGACCGCGGCGGAAAGGGCGUGAUCACGACGGACGACCUGCGCGGCGUGGUGAAGGAGCUCGGCGAGGACGUGCCGGACAACGAGCUGCACAGCAUGAUCGAGCAGUUCGACGUCGAGGGCAAAGGGGGCGUGAGCCGCGAAGAGUUCCUCGGUAUUUUCCUCGACAGGUGACCGAGUGUCCCACUUGACCCAAUAUCCCGCCGUCUGAAUCAUGUAUACCCCCUAGAUAGUCUUCGACAAAAGGGAAGACGAGCAAGCGGCAAGCCGAGGGGGUCCCAGACUACAGGGUCGGGAACGGGGACGAUACAAAAUAGUAUGGGGGUGACAGGAUGAGAAGCACGAUGAUCCGCUGGAUAAAGCGGUAGGUAGCUAGCACAUGCGGCUGCCGACGCGGGUAGCAGAGCCAAAAGCAAAAGGGGUCGCAGAAGAUACCGUACCUGCAGGAUCCCCUACCUACCUACCUACAGAAUUACCUCAAGUUUACAAUACUUUACGCCACAUUUCUCUUCAAACACACCAAGAACCGCUUUAGGUAAAGCGAUAGGAAGGGGUUUUAAUUGUAUAUACCCUAUGUCCGUCUUGCUUAUACGGAGCACACACUAUGUUGUCAUGGGUUAGGUUGGUUCUAAUCACGCGCGGAGUUUCCCUGGUAUGCGUUUGUUUAUUCAGCAUGGGAGAAUUUUGGAAGGUUGGCGUUCAGGCGAAGGAAAAAAGCAGGCGGAAUAUGAACUGCAUGAGCUAUAU
This is a messenger RNA of Annulohypoxylon maeteangense, 1656 nucleotides long. RefSeq lists its product as uncharacterized. The transcript has 3 exons. Gene Ontology annotation, cellular component: mitotic spindle pole body; half bridge of spindle pole body. Lineage: Eukaryota; Fungi; Ascomycota; Sordariomycetes; Xylariales; Hypoxylaceae. Gene Ontology annotation, molecular function: calcium ion binding; microtubule binding. The coding region runs from base 451 to 1083 and encodes 210 amino acids. The record is from RefSeq and is a predicted model, not a curated record. Gene Ontology annotation, biological process: spindle pole body duplication.